Anisakis simplex (herring worm) is the source of this 594-nucleotide messenger RNA. Lineage: Eukaryota; Metazoa; Nematoda; Chromadorea; Rhabditida; Anisakidae. The record is from the annotation of a GenBank genome assembly.
AUGCUCAAAUUAUUAACGAUUGCUGUUUUUGUCGUGUUCGUCACCUAUAUUGCGGCCAGAUAUGAAGAGAGGUAUGACUUAAGAAAGUUACCGUUCGACUUGAGACCAAUCACUGACUAUAUUGGUCUUUGGGAGCUGCAGUCAAAGAUCGGUAAUACUCGUGAAUUUGCUCCACCUGAUCUCAUCGAUAUCGCUAUCAAUCCACUACCAAAGUUCGGUGCUCGUGCGGCCAAUAUCACACAUACCUAUUUUGAUCAUGACAAGAAUGUGUAUCGUUUCGAGUACGGUUUCAUGCCGGUCAAGAAUGCUACGAAACGCGACCCUCGUAUCCAUGUUGCUUAUUUGACGACGAGCAGUGAAGGAUUCUCGAUGAUGGAACAAGGUACAGUGCGGGGCAACAAAUUAACUUUUCAUUUGAAGCAGUUCCUUCGAAGAACUUUCGAUGUUGGCAGUGCUGGUGUUGAUUUGGAUAUUCGUGAGUUUGAACGACAAUUUGAGCUACUUGAUCCGCAUCAUAUGAUAAUGAAAGUUCGAGCAGAAACGGCAAUUGGCAUCGAAGACUUCACGGCAAAUUAUCGAAAGAUUUUACCAUGA